AUGGAUCCGAGUGCUAUGCCAAAGAUGUACAAGUUAAUUUAUAUGUAUACAUUUGAUCACAUCAAUGCUAUAAUGCAAGACAUGCACCAGUGUCAGACUGAUAGGACUGAAAAGUUUAAAAUCCAUUUUAGUGAAAGAUAUGGUUGUAUUGUGAAAAAAAAUCUGGCCCCCAAUGCCUGUAGGAAUUGGCUACUUUUGGGAGAUCCCAUUGACAGACUGUUACAAACUUUUAAUGAACAUAUCAGAAAAAAUGUUACUGAAAUUUUAAAUUGUGGACAUUCAGACUUCAAAAUACAUAUUACUGACUUGUCUUUAUGUUUCCAUAAAAUAUAUCCUAGCCGACAGUGUAAUGAGGUGCUUAAUAUGUUCAAAGUCUUGAAGUAUAUAAGCCCAUCAUCUCUGAAAACACUGGUUCUACAGUAUGAAGCAGAUUGUGUCCAUUCGGAUGCAUAUAAUAUCAUAGAAGAUGAAUUAUAUGAAUUAUAUGACAUGAUCAGUGUUCUAGAAGACAUGAGUGGUAACAAACUACCAGUUUGGUGUAAUCUGUGGUCUGGUGAAUGCUCAAAUCUUAAAGAAGUGAAGUUGAAAAAUAUAUGCCUUACAUACGAACAGAUGGAAAGGCUUCUACUGAUACAUUCAUCAAAUCUUGAGAUUAUCAUUCUUGAUAAUGUUGUAUGUUGCUCCCACAAGACAAUCUCCGAAAGGUGUACAGAUAUACUGAUAGGUUUAGAAAAGGCUGGCUUUUCAGAAACGCAAAUCAUUGAAAAAAUCAAAGGUGAACACUUUGAACAUGUAGGUUUUUCAGAAAUUAAACUGUCUACAACUUUUGUCAUCCUGAAAGAAUUAACAUUGGCAGAUAUAUAUGGAGUAUUAACACACUCACAGAUAACACAUAUGCUGACAGAUUCUCCCAGCCUUCAGAGUGUUUCCCUUCACAAAGUUCACUGUAAGGAAGAUGAGUAUUGUGGAUGUGGGAAAGCUGUCACUGAUGUAGGGAGUGAGGAUGCUUUUCAUAAAGACACAUCAACUGCUUCGUCAGUUGAAGAGCUAAGCAUUAAGUAUAGUAGUGGCAUUGUGUGUCAUAUAAACAGUUAUCCCAAGUUGACAGAAUUAACAUUGGAAGAUAUUGAUGGAGUAUUAACACACUCACAGAUAACACAUAUGCUGACAGAUUCUCCCAGCCUUCAGAGUGUUUCCCUUCACAAAGUUCACUGUAAGGAAGAUGAGUAUUGUGGAUGUGGGAAAGCUGUCACUGAUGUAGGGAGUGAGGAUGCUUCUUGUAAAAACACAUCAACUGCUUCGUCAGUUGAAGAGCUAAGCAUUAAGUAUAGUAGUGGCAUUGUGUGUCAUAUAAACAGUUAUCCCGAGUUGAAAGAAUUAACAUUGAAAGAUAUUGACAAAGAAUUAACACACUCACAGAUAACACAUAUGCUGACAGAUUCUCCCAGUCUGCAGAGGGUUUCCAUUGACAUCAAUGUUCACUGUAAGAAAGAUAAGUAUUGUGGAUGUUGGAAAGCUGGCACUGAUGAAGAGAAUGGGGAUGCUUUUUGUAAAAGCACAUCAACUGCUUCAUCAGUUGAACAGCUAGGCAUUGAGCAUAGUAGUAGAAUUGUGUGUCAUACAAACAGUUAUCCCAAUUUGACAGAAUUAACAUGGAAAUAUACAAUUGGAGUAUUAACACAUGUGAGUAUUUGCAGCAAACUAAGUGCGCUACGUGUUGUUAAACUUGAUAGCAUAGAGAUUGGUCAUUCACAUAUCACAUGGUUACUUACUUCACCCAAUCUUGAAAUUGCUGACCUUUCUGAAGUAGUUUGUACAGCCGACAGUAUGUGUGGGUGCUACACCCAGCCUAGUACAUUGGAUUUAGACCUUGGAACAAAAUGUUUUGAAUCUAGACUAAAAGAAGUUACUUUAUGUGGAGGAAAGGAAAUUUUUAAACAUGUUAGUAACUUGUUGGAAUUAAGGACACUGUAUUUUGAAGGUAAAAUAGAGAAAAUUGAUAAUAUUUUUCUAACAGGCCAUAGUCUUGAAAAAGUGGUGUUUAAGGACAAAGAAAACUUUUUUGACAUGCCUGAUUAUCCAAUUGAACCUGAGUACGAAAGUUGUGAAAUUUCACAAGAAUUGUUGUUAAGAUUUUUAAACAGUAUUUCAAAUAGUCAUUUAGUUAUACUAAAUAAAGUUGUUUUGACUGAAGGAGAUGCAGAUUAUGUCUAUGAAACAGUGAGUAAAAUGAAAAAUAUGCAUGUACAGGAGUUCACCAAAUGGAAGUUGCUAGCGAGAACCAGAAUUUGACGAGAUCUCAGAUUUUGAAUUAGUUGAAACAGCUUCAAAAGCAAACAUUGUUUCAAUGAUAAUUCAGAAGAAACAGCAGGAUUUAAAGGACAAAGAUGAAUCUGACUGAAUUAUAAACCAGGUGCAUUUUGUUUAGCAACAAAGUGACUAGGAGGCAUGGACUUUAAAGACAAAACAGCAGUAAUCUACCAGUUCUUGCAAAAUUUUGUCAAAUAUAUUUUCAAACUUGGAUUUUAAUAGGCUUUAGCUCAUCUGAGCACUUUGUGCUCAUGGUUAGCAUUUAGGAUCGUUGGCUUUUUUCAUCCACAGUUCUUGUUUAAAGAAAAUAUCAGUCUAAACCAUCAAGCUAAUUUCAAAAAAAUUUCAGUGGAAUGUUCCUGAAGUGGUCCCCUUUGUGAUUUUAUUAAAGCUAGAUCAUCCAUUCAAAAGUCUUCUGCCCAGAAACUGCAGGCCUUGGUUCAAAGAAUUUCACAGUAAUGUUCAUUGGAAAUUCCAAACAGAUUCCUUCAUAUUGAUUUGUUUGAUAAAAAUAUGCCCAUCAGGUUAGUGGGGCAGUUUUCCAUAUUAUAACUACAGUAGGAAAUUUAUGGAUUUUCUUGCCCAAUAUUAAUUACUUCAGAGAUAUUUGUUUGGUGGACUGAUAAUUUCUUCAGAUCCUUCCCAUACAUUAAAAAGGUCACCAGGGACAGCUUGGUUUUCUGUAAGCAUUAAAUCUCUGACAUAGUGAUCUUGGAUAUAGUGAAAACUUUGACCUUAAUUAUUUUUUUUAUUCCUGGAUUGUUUGUCUUCUUUAUUCCUUAUAAAAGCCUCGUUACGGUGAACACUUUUAUAGUAAAAACUAAGCUUUAAGAAACAGUUUUGGUUGGAAAGCAGUAAUUUAUGCAGAAAAAUAAAUUGUUAUAACGAGCAGUUUCAGAUGCUUUAUUUGUAUCAUUUCACAUGAAUAUUUGUUUAUUGCAUGUAUCAGCAGUUAGAAUUGGGUGUUUUAUUUCAGAAAUUGAACUUGAAUACAAAAUGUGCACCAAAUAGUAGAUAUGUAUAUAAAAGCUCAUCAGCAACUUAGUUCCUGUUUAUAGGGAUCGAGUUAAAAUAGAUUUUAUUAUCCCCCGCUGUUGUUUUGGCAUUGUCUGUUCUUCCGUCCGUCUUUCCGUCCUUCCGUCCAGAGCCAUAUCUAGGAAGUGAUUGGGGAUAUUUAAAUAAAACUUCAUAUACAUAUUCACCUCUAUGCGGAAAUGCGGCCUGGCGGGUUUCAGUCAGAUUGCCCAAGUAACACCAGAGUUAUGGCCCUUAGAAGUUUCUAGUGUUAACUUGUAAGGUUUCUAUAAAUAUGGCAAUUUCUGCUUCAUAACUUGUGACAUAUUUGACCUAGAACUAUGAAACUUAAAUUGAAUUUAGAUCACCAUAAUGUGGUAGUGCACAAACAGUUUCGUCAGGUUAUCUUUAGUAACUUGCCCUUUAAUUGUUUAAAAAUCACAUGUUUGUACAUAACAAACUAACCAAUCGGUAGAAUUUCUUUAAACGUCUUUCAUUUUUUUCCAUGAACAUUUAUUAUCAGCAUGUGAAGUUAUGUACCCACACCCUGUCACCCCCACUGCCCUGGUAUCCCCCUUCCCCCACCCCCGCAAUUUUUUAAUUUUUUUUAUUUUUAAAACCUUCCAUGAAUACGGUAUUUAUCAACAUGCAAAGUUGUGUACCCACACCUGGUCAUCCCCACUACCCUGGUCACACCACCCACCCCCUUCCACCAACAAUUUUUUUUUUUUCAUUUUCUAUUUUCUGUCAAUAUUUAUUAUCAACAUGUGAAGCAGUCACCCCACACCCCCAGCUCCAUCUUACCCCCCCCCACCCCCCAAAAAAAUUUUUUUUCAUUCUUUUUAGCUUUUAUGAUCACCCGUUGUCCGUCCACAGUUUCUUGUGAACACGAUAGAGACCAUCAGAUCUUUUGCAAUCAGUUUUAAUAAAACUUGCACACAACUUGUAUUGGCAUAAUAUUUCCAUUCCUUUUGAAAACUGGCCAGAUUCCAUCAUGGGUUCCAGAGUUAUGGCCCCUUAAAGGGCCAGAAUUUGCUAGUUUUGGCUUGUGAACAUGAUAGAGACCACAUUUUGUAAUCAACUUUAAUCAAACUUGCACAGAACUUGUAUUGGCAUAAUAUCUCAGUUCCUUUCGAAAACUGGCCAGAUCCCAUCAUGGGUUCCAGAGUUAUGGCCCCUUAAAGGGCCAAAAUUUGCUAGUUUUGGUUUGUGAACACUAUUAGGGACCACAUUUUGCAAUCAACUUUAAUCAAACUUGCACACAACUUGUAUUGGCAUACCGUAUAAGUACUUAUUUCUGCGGGCUUAAUAUUCUGCGAUUUUUUCAAAAAUGAGGUGGUAUUAAAUUCCUGCAUACCUUAUUUCUGCGGUGUCUUCCUUCUCAUGUUGAUUGUAUUUAUUUCUGCGUUUCUGUAUUCACCGGUUGUUUCAUUAAUUUCAAAUAGACAGGUACAUAUUUUGUUGUUAUUUUGACAGUUUUGUUGGCUUCCGGAAUGAAAAUAAAAGUUGACGAAUACUAACGUGACAUCGUCAUCAUCACAUAAUGUUGAGUGUUAAGGUAGUUCUGCAUGUUUGGAUCUAGAUUUUUUCUACAAUGUAUAAUUUGAUUAAACUGUGAUUUUUCAAAACUUCAGAAUAUACCUAGAAAAUUCAGCAAAUAAAAAAGAUAGGGUCAUGUGCUUGAUUUUUUGCUAGACUGAUUUGGACCUCACGCAAUAUUUCAUAAUGGGAGUCUAUGGGAAAAUCAUAACUUUCAUAACAUUUUCGCGAAUAAAAUUUUUUCUACAAUGUAGAUUUUGAUGAAACUUCUCACAGUUGUAAAUGAACACACAGACUAUAAUUUGGUGAAAUAAAAUGUAUAGGUCCGUGUGCUUAUUUUUAAGAUAUUUGACCACGAUUGAUAUGAACCGGACCUUUCACGGUAAUUUUAAGACAUUAUUUUGAUUAUUUUAAAUUGUCAUAUGUUUUAAUAUUAUAUUUUGACUUUAGAAAUAUAGCAACAGUGUCAUUGCAAUAAAUUUACUCAAAGGUCUCGGUGAAUUCCUGAAAUGAUUUUCAUUUCCGUACGCUGAAUCCAGGCUUUAUUCUACGUUUUCCAGAUAAAUGACGUUACGUCAUCACUUCCGGUGUAUCAAACAUGCAGAACUACCUUAAAUAAAAGCGCAAGAAAACAGUCAUUUUAUAUAUACAGUCAUGCCAAACAGACACGAAAAAUGCUUGAAUCUAUAUUUUGCAAACAUUCUCAUCUGUGCAUUGUAACGGUAUGAUAAUUUUUGUUAAUCACGCCUUUUUCAAGUCCCAUACAAAUAACGGUAAAUAUGACCAUAACCAGACGCAUUGGUUAACAAUAGACACAAAGGAUACAAUUGAUUGUGUUUGUCACAUAACUUAAGAAAACUGGCAGCUGACUGCUCAAUAGUGAAUGAAAAUCAAAACAAAUUUGAUGUUUUUAUUAUGUCUUUUUCUUCAACAGCAAAACAAUAAUAAAACAGUUCUAUUAUAUUACCGUUACUACUAAAUUUUUUAAACUUGCUUCGUCGGCCUUCGGCUACAUGUGGGACAAAAGCCGAUAACGCUCUCGGACAUUGUCUUAUACUUAACCGGAUUAUAAUGGCGGCUUGUAUCACCGUAUCACGGCAUGUCGGGACAAAAUUUUCUGCAGAUUUUAUAUCUGCGGUCUUGUUACUUACACAGUAAUAUCUCGGUUCCUUUCGAAAACUGGCCAGAUCCCAUCAUGGGUUCCAGAGUUAUGGCCCCUUAAAGGGCCAAAUUUGCUAUUUUGGCUUUUGCAGCCAUAUAGAGAAUUCAUUUAUGGUUUGAUUUGAUACAAACUUGGAUUCCGUGAUGAUUAUGUCAAAUCCAGUUGUAGGCUCCGGAGUUACGGCCCCUGAUUGACUCCUGAAAGAGCCAAAAUUUGUUAAUUUUUACCUAAAUGUGAACACAAUUGAAGUGAUAUUUUAUAUUUGAUUUUAACCACACUUACACACAACUUAAGUCACAAUAAGAUAUUGGUUCCUUUCGAAAACUGUCUAGAUUCCAUCAUGGGUUUUAGAGUUUAACUGCCCCUGAAAUGGGCAAAAUUUUCUAUUUUGGCCCUUUCAGCCAUAUAGAGGUUUCAUUUGUGCUUUGAUUUGAUACAAACUUGCACAGAAUGAUUAUCUUGAUGAUCUCUAGGCCUGGAUCGAAUCUGGGUCAUGUCGGGUCAAAAACUAGGUCAUCCGGUCAAAUCAAAGGAAAAGCUUGUUUACAACCUAGAGGCCACAUUUAUGACCCUAUCUUCAUGAAACUUGGUCAGAAUGUUUAUCUUGAUGAUUUCUAGGCCAAGUUUGAAACAACUGGGUCAUAUGGGGUCAAAAAUUAGGUCACCUGGUCAAAUCAAAGGAAAAGCUUGUUAACACUCUUGAGGCCACAUUUAUGACCCUAUCUUCAUGAAACUUGGUCAGAAGGUUUAUCUUGAUGAUUCCUAGGCCAAGUUAGAAACUGGGUCAUAUGGUGUCAAAAAACUAGGUCACCCAUUCAAAUCAAAGGAAAAGCUUGUUAACACUCUUGUUCAUUUGAUGUGCAUGAAACUUGGCCAGAAUGUUUGUCUGCAUGAAAACUCGGAUGAAUUUUUAUCAUGGUCAUGUGGGGUCAAAAACUAGGUCACUGGGUCAAAUCAAAGAAUAAGCUUUUUUACACCCUAGGGGGCACAAUUUUAAUUCUACCUUCAUAAAACUUGGUCAGAAUGUUUAUCAUGAAGUCUUUAAUGAUUUAAAAUCUGGAUCACGUAGGGUCAAAAACUAGGUCACAAGGUCAAAUCAAAGGAAAAGCUUUAUACACUCUAGAGGCCUUUUUUUUUGCUCCAAUCUUCCGGAAACUUUGUCAGAAUGUUUGUUUUCAUAAAAUCUUGGACAAGUUCGAAUCUGGGUCAUGUUGGUAAAAAACUAGGUCACUAGGUCAAAUCAAAGAAAAUGCUUGUUUACAGUCAAGAGGCAAUGUUUUUUGGCCAAAUCUUAAUGAAAAUUGGUCAGAAUAUUUGUCUCCAUGAAAUCACUAGGUGAAACAUGUUUACACUGUUAUGGUGUGUUACUCAGGUGAGUGACCUAGGGCCAUCUUGGCCCUCUUGUUUUAAUUUUUUUUUCAAACCUUCCAUGAAAAUUUAACAUGUGUGAAGUUCUAACCACACUAACCCCUACACCCAGCCACCACCCACGUUCCAGAUUUCUUACUUGAUUGUGCUCUCUUAAUGUACUUGUUAAACAGCGAUGCUUGGUGCCAAACACUCGAAUACAAUAUUUCGUUCUAGUUACAAUUCAAGCUCACAUUUCAAAUAACUCCAUAUAAUUCUAAAAGCUAAGCUUAAUACAGUAAACAUAUUCCAUUCAAAAUAAUUUCAUAAAUCAGGAUCAUCCUCGCAUAAUUUUUUAUGUACACUUGGAACAUUUGUUUUCUGUUAAAUUGAUCCUGACUUAUGAAAUUAUUUGCUUCUGAGUAACAUCCUCAACUUUUUGCCGGAUAUAUUUCUUUGCCAUUCCUCGCCACAAACCCAUUUGGUGGGGGAUACCAAUUCAUCGAAUUUGCUUGUUUUAUUUCAAAAUAAACACCAUUUUUAGUUCACCUGAGCACAAAGUGCUCAAGGUGAGCAUUUGUGAUUGCUCUGUGUCCGUCGUCUGUCGUCAACAAUGUGACUGUUAACACUCUAGAGGUCACAGUUUUGGCCUAAUCUUAAUUGAACUUGGUCAGAAUGUUACUCUCAAUAAAAUUUUGGACCAGUUCGAUAUUGCCUCAUCUGGGGUCAGAAACUAGGUCACCAGGUCAAAUCAAAGGAAAAGUUUGUUAACAUUCUAGAGGUCACAAUUUUGGCAUAAUCUUAAUGAAACUUGGUCAGAAUGUUAUCCUCAAUAAAAUCUUGGACGAGUUCGAUAUUGGGUCAUCUGGGAUCAAAAACUAGGUCACCAGGUCAAAUCAAAAGAAAAGCUUGUUAAUAUUGUAGAGGCCACAUUUAAGACUAUAUCUUCAUGAAACUUGGUCAGAAUGUAAAUCUUGUUGAUCUCAAGGUCAAGUUUGAAUCUGGGUCAUGUAGGGUCAAAAACUAGGUCACCAGGUCAGAUCAAAGGAAAAGCUAGUAAACACUGUAGAGGCCACAUUUAUGACCAUAUUAUCAUGAAACUUGGUCAGAAUGUUAAUCUUGAUGAUCUAUAGGUCAAGUUCAAAUCUGGAUCUGGUGGGGUCAAAAACUAGGUCACUAGGUCAAAUCAAAGGAAAAGCUUUUCAAACACUCUACAGGCUACAUUUAUGACUGUAUCUUCAUGAAACUUAGUCAGAAUGUUAAUCUUGAUGAUCUUUAGGUCAAGUUUGAAUCAGGGUCAUGUGGGGUCAAAAUCUAGGUCACCGGGUCAAAUCAAAGGAAAAGCUAUUUAACACUUCAGAGGCCACAUUUAUUACCAUAUCUUAAUGAAACUUGGUCAGAAUGUUAAUCUUGAUGAUCUUUAGGUCAAUAGGUCAGGUGAGCGAUACAGGGCCUUCAUGGCCCUCUUGUUUAAAGACGAGAACAUAAAAAAAUUAAUUUUCUUUAAGGGAAAUUAAAGUUCAAAUUUUAUUAUUUUGAUCCAUCAAAUAACAUGGCUGCCUGUCAUAAACUUAGAGGGGUUGGCCCCUUUUCCCUAUAUUAUGUAUAUACAAUGUAGAAGUUGCUGGCCCAGUUUUAAAAUAAUUUCACUCAGAUGUUCCUUGGAUGACUGUCAACCAAGAUUGUUCAAGUUGUAAUGAUUUGCAAAGAAAUUUAGCCACCAGACCUAAAUAAAGAAAAUCUACAAAAUUUGAAGUAAUUCCACAGAAAUGUUUUAUGGGACCCAAACCAAGUUUCCAUCUUUUUAGCUCACCUGAGCCCAAACUGCUCAUGGUGAGGUAUUGUGAUCACGCUGUGUCCUUCGUCCGUGCGUGCGUCAAGUCGUCCGUCAUCAACAUUUGUGUUUAAAUGACAUCUCCUCCAAAACCACUGAAUGGAUUUUGAUGAAACUUGGCCUUGAUGUUCUUGGGUGGUCCUCUACCAAAGUUGUUCAAACGGUUUCUCUUGGUUGCACAUAGGGGCUGCCAGAGCUAAAAAUAGAAAAUAAUUCAAAUGACAUCUCCUCCUAAACCGAUGGUCCAAUUUUGAAAUAAUUUCACACAAAUGGUCCUUAUGUCACCCUCUACCAAGAUUGUUCAAAUUACACCGAUUCGUAAAAAACAUGGCCGCUAGAGGGCGUGGUCACUUUUCUCUAUAUUUAUAUAGUGGAAACUUUAAAAAUCUUCUUGUAUGAAACUGCUUGCCCGAUUUUAGAAUAAUUUUACACAAAUGGUCCUUGUGUGACCCUCUACCAAGAUUGUUCAAAUUAUUUUGAUUUGUCAAAAAACAUGGCUGCCAGAGGUCAUGGUCACUUUUCCCUGUAUGUAUAUAGUGGAAACUUAAAAAUCAUCUUGUGUGAAACUGCUGGCCUGAUUUUAGAAUAAUUUUACAGAAAUGGUCCUUGUGUGACCCUCUGCCAAGAUUGUUAAAAUUAUUUUGAUUUGUCAAAAAACAUGGCCGCCAGAGGGCAUGGUCACUUUUCCCUAUAUGUAUAUAGUGGAAAAUUAAAAAAUCUUCUUGUGUGAAACUGCUGGUCCAAUUUUAAAAUAAUUUUACACAAAUGGUCCUUGUGUGACCCUCUACCAAGAUUGUUCAAAUUAUUUUGAUUCUUCAAUAAACAUGGCCACUAGAGGGCGUGGUUACUUUUCCCUGUAUGUACAUAAAAUUCUUUUUUAUGUGAAACGGCUGGCCCGAUUUUAAAAUAAUUUUUCACAAAUGGUUCUUGUGUGACCCUCUACCAAGAUUGUUCAGAUUAUUCCGAUUCGUCAAAAAACAUGGCUGCCAGGGGGCGCGGUCACUUUUGUUCUCUGAAUCAAUAAUAGCUAGAGCCUAGAUAUUUGGCGUGUGAUAUCAGAUUUGUAAUGUCUACCAUAAUUGUUCAAAUUAUUGCCCUAGGUUCAAAAGUGUGUGUGACAUGUAUAUAAUAUAGGCUAACAUAGAAGAAACCUAACUCUUAUUUACACAAACACACUUGAAGCCUUGUACACAGGUGAGCGCUUUUGGGUCAAUGACCCUCUUGUUCGAUUUGUCACAUAGCUGCAUCAGCUAAGAUUAGAAAAAUCUUUGAACAGUAUGCUCUCCUUAGUCCCUGGUCUGAUUUUGAAUAAUUUUAUAGAAAAUGUUCCUUGGGUGACCCUCUGCCAAGCUUGUUUGCCAGAGGAUGUGGUGACUUUUCCCUAUUUGUAUAUUGUAUGUUGAAACUUUUAAAAGACAAGAUGGUUUCAAGUUCUUCUGAUUCGUUAAAACACAGUCAGAAGACUUUGUCACUUUUCCCUACAUCUGUCACUUUUCCCUACAUCUGAAAUUCAAAAUUGAAACUUCAACUUGUUGGCCCAAUUUCAGAUUAAUUUACAAAAUAAUUAACUAAGUAAUCUUCUACUAAAAUUGUUAAGCCAUCUUUGUUAGUAAAAAAGCAUGACCCUUUGGCCAGGGCUAAUUUCAAAAUCUUACCCAAAGAAUCUGCUGGCCAUCUGUUAAAGUAAGUUGGCAUGUUUCUUCAACGACUUCUGAAAUUGUUACCUGUUUGAACUCUCAUGAGUCGUAUAGGGCCAUGGUGGCUGUCUGUUUCAAUUUUUAUAUUUAUAACAUUUUUAAAUGUACUCAUAUUACAUAUUAUUACAUGACUGUUUAUAAAUUGUUGGUCCUUAGUUCAAUUGUUCCAUAUGAGCGACUGAUAUCCAACACAUGUUUACUGGGGUAGUUAGUCAGAAAUUAGAAAAUAAAGCAAUAGAACAUUUGCUGAAUGGUUUGCCGGUCAAUAAUUGUAUAAUGUGUCGAAUCAAUUAGCAUUCAUCAUUUCCACUGAUAGCCUUAUGUUAACUACUUAUCAUUUUUCCUUAGAUAUAAGCUUAAAGGUGAAUUAAUAUGGUUAAGUAAGAAAAUUCUUAACUAUGAUAAAUUGCUAGGAUACAGACUCAACGCAAAGUUAAAUAAAAUCAUAAUGUCUUUAGCACUACUCUCAUCCAAGGGCACAGGCUUCUCAUGCACAAGAGUUUAAAAAUAUAUGUGAACAAUAAGCAAUUUUAUUGGCAUUUAAUUGUUAUAUUUAAAUUAUGUUCAGUCAUGUGACUUCGGUCCUAAAAUUCUACUGGUGUUUUGUAUAUGGGUCCUAUUCAUUGGAAUGCCAUACACAUGAUUCUAGCUCUGAAAUUGAGAACAUAGAUUUAUGACACCUUGUUGCUAUUUUAGGCAACUUCAGUUUGAUUUUUGUUCAGAGUUUUAGGAUGUUCUAAUUACACUUAUUUUGAAACUUUUUUUUUAUAUAUAUUUCAGUGUUUGGAUCUGUAUUGGUGAAUUUUUAGUCAUAUAAACUGUUAAAUUUCAAUGUUUCCCUUUGAGUUAAGACUUUUUCAGAAAGAAUGCAAGUUGUUGAAAGUUAUUAACUUGCAUAUACUUGGCUUAAAAUUAUGGGAGAUUUGGUUUAUUUAAACAGGAAAAUGGUAAUGCCAGUAUCAAGUUUAGAUUACAAGACAUUUCCUUGAUUUUCUGAUGUAUCAUUUGAUUUCACAAACAUUGUAAUUGUUAUGUAGUCAAUUCAUUGCAUUUAUAACACAUAAUUUACAUAAAUAUAUGCAGUUUGCUCUGAAAUUGUUAAUAGAGAUUUUAAUUGUUAUAAUAAAGAAGAUAAGAUCUA
Molecule: messenger RNA, 12044 nt
Organism: Mercenaria mercenaria
Lineage: Eukaryota; Metazoa; Mollusca; Bivalvia; Venerida; Veneridae
Exons: 2
Coding region: 1-2292 (763 amino acids)
Source: RefSeq, a predicted model, not a curated record